Messenger RNA from Lineus longissimus, 3751 nucleotides. RefSeq lists its product as uncharacterized. Lineage: Eukaryota; Metazoa; Nemertea; Pilidiophora; Heteronemertea; Lineidae. Bases 214 to 2829 code for a protein of 871 amino acids. Gene Ontology annotation, biological process: transmembrane transport; monoatomic ion transport. The transcript is spliced from 18 exons. Gene Ontology annotation, cellular component: membrane. Gene Ontology annotation, molecular function: monoatomic ion channel activity; calcium ion binding. The record is from RefSeq and is a predicted model, not a curated record.
UGCUUUGGCAAACACGCCCACCCGGCAAUUACGAAUUUCUAGAGCUAAUUUAAGGCAUCUAACGUGUCAGAAAACGUAAUUAUUCACUUGGUCAAGUCGGAAAGAAGAUGCCUCUGUAUUUGCUGUGUCGGAGCAUGAGAUGAGACGAGGUAUCCCAACAUCAUUCCACCACCAGCUGAAAUCUUCACUGCCCCCACUCAAUAGACACUAAAUAUGGCUACUUUGAGCUCAAGAGUUGUGGCUAGCAUACAGAAGACACUGACCAGUUUCCGAAAAAACCCAAAUACCCAGCAACAUGUUGAUCACUUUACAAUUCCACCAGUGUCUUUCGAUAAAGAUCCAGAGGGUGUGGAGCUUGGUGUUGAUCACCAGAACAAACGGACUGAAGACGACCCAGUCAGAUUUACGGAUCUCCUCUUGGCUGCCACGUUGAUCCAGGAUGCUAUGAAUGGCCGAAACAUGGACUAUAAAACAGAUCCUCGUUCUAUCAGGUCUUACGUUAUGUACAAUAGUCUUGUAAUGAGAUGUCUACUUUAUGCUGCGAUACUGUUGCUGCUAGCCUUGGCGUUGUUUGAAAAACCGGCAGUUAACGGUCUUGAGGCACCCUAUUGGGUGACCAUGACUGUCGAAGGCAUCAUAACCUUGGUGUUCCUUUCACGGUUCCUACACGCGAAACAUUUCGAUACUGGGAAAAACUUCUGGAAUGACAGGAAGAAUAUAACUGUUGUAGUGUGUAUUUUGUUGGUGUGGUUAGACAUGAUUUGUUUCAUUGUCUGGGUCAAUCUGGAUGAUACCUUCGCCAUCCGAUGGUCAAGACCUCUGCGACCAUUAUUCAUUAUCAAUUUUUCUGAUGGACGACAGAUCCGGAGAUCAUUUAGAAAUAUUCGACGAACGUUGGUAGAUAUUCUAAACGUCCUCAUUCUGUUCAUGCUGUGUAUUGCGCUAUUUUCGUUACUUGCCCUUAAGUUGUUCCACAAGCGAAAUCUUACCUAUCCAGAUGGUUCCGGAUACUUUGACAACUAUUUGGAUUCAAUGUGGGACCUGUAUGUUCUCGUCACGACGGCAAAUGAUCCUGAUGUCAUGAUACCCGGCUAUGAUAACAAUAACUGGUUUGCACUAUUCUUCAUCGUGUAUGUGCUCAUCAAUAACUACAUCUUCAUGAGCAUCCUCCUUGCUGUCAUCUAUAACAACUAUCGAAAGCACUUAAAGAAUGAGGUCAAGUCGUACGUUUUUGCCAAGCGAAGAACCCUAGGCAGGGCGUUCAACAUCUUAAAAAUCUGGAAGGAUGGACAUUACGUGAUCACACGGAAAAUUUGGACGAUGUUGAUGAAGGUGUUGGCGCCUGAUCGAAGCUCGGUACAAGUAGAUCUUCUACUGUUUGUUUUGGAUGAGAAUACUGAUGGAUUUAUAGAGAGGAGAGAAUUCUUAAAAGUUGCUGAUCUUCUCAAUGUUGAAGUCACUGAAGUGAAGGACAGGAUAACUUUGUUUGAGAGAUAUAUGCCACGGUGUUACAAAUCCUGGCUUAGUGAGGCUCUCAAAUCUGUUGUCAGGCACAAAUUUUUUCGUUACUUCUUCGACUUUUGCAUCCUCGCGAAUGCUGUGUUCAUCGCCCUCAGUCUAGAUACGGCAGAGUGGUUCUUCUUGGCAUUGUUUACAUUGGAGAUUCUGCUCAAGAUGUACGCUUAUGGAUUCAAGCGCUUCUUCAAAGGACUCUGGAAUAUAUUUGACUUCCUUGUAAUUGGUUCUGCAAUCGUUGCAACAACUAUUGAGGCCAUUGAGGAAGAAACUCUAGAUGAGAAAAACACGCUGGAUAUCCUGUUUGUUUUGAGAGUUCUGCGAAUUAUCAAGAUAAUGGGCAGUAUACAGCGAUUCAAGGUUGUCAUCACUACCAUCAUGAAUAUUGGACCAUCAAUCCUCACGUACGGUGGUGUUGUGUUUGUGUUUUACUAUAUCUAUGCAAUAGUUGGCAUGGAGUUGUUCCAAGGUACUAUCAAGUACUAUGGCUAUGGACCUGGAGUGAAUGAGUCGAACCUGUUCUGUGGAAAUCCGGCUUUAAAUGGUUCGGGCUUCUUUUACUUCAAAUACUGCAGUAACAACUUCAAUGAUAUUCUCAAGUCAUUUGUGUUACUGUUUGAGCUCAUGUAUGUCAACCAGUGGCAUGUUCUGACCCAAGGGUUUGUCUUAGUUACGAAUAAGGCGGCCCGUCUCUACUUCAUCUCCUUCCAUAUGUUUUGUGUGCUUCUCGUCCUCAACAUCUUUGUGGCAUUUGUCUUGGAGGCGUUCAUCCUAGAGUACAAUCUCUCGGCUGGAAAGAUAGAAUCUGCCCUGGAAGUGAAGAUCAAGGAGAUGGGUCUUGAUGUCAAAAGUACGAAGAAAAAGGCGAGAUUAGGGACGAAAGGAGACAAGGAUGACUUGGUGUCCAAUAUGGAGGUCCAGGAUGAUCUUGCAUCCAUAUCGAGCAGCAUGUCCAGCAUCAUAAGCACCCCAGAAGUAUCACCCCCAACAUCUCCCACAUCAGCAACAGUGAUUACAGAUUUAUCCCCAUCAUCAAAUUCGUCAAGUGCAGAGGGGGAUAUCGUUCAAGAAACAACAGCUCCAGUGGAUGGGGAACCUGAUGGGCAGGCUCCACAGAUUCCAUCCUACCUAAAACAGAAGGGGGUGAAGUUUCACCUUAAGAAGAAUAGGCAAAAGAAGGUGCUGGUUCUUCUUGAGGCCAUGUUUGAAAAUGAGAUUGAUCCUGAAGAUUUGGGACCAGAAAACGAGGAGGACAUUGAAAAUAUGCCGUUCCAACCAAUAAACGCAAAUUAUAGAGUUGACAGGAUAUCGUGAUAUCUUAUGUAAAUUACCUGGCGACUUGCAAGUUACACUGUCGCCAGGCAGGUCAUACUCCUCCCCCUGCUGCAUGGAGUGUGGAUUAAAGUGCUCACUCCUGUUGUCUGCUUGUCGUAAGGGUAUUUUAAACAGAUGUGUAUACCCCUUCUUUUUGGAGUGACCCCUCCCCCCAUGUGCAUGUUGUUGUUUGAAUCCGAGGUCACAUUCAUCAUGUUCACUGAGACAUUGGGUGAUAUGAAUAGACUAGCAAAUGCUUUUACUUCAAUUUUGUACAGAAAGGCCUAGUGUAAAUGUACAUGGAGUUUUAGAUAAAAGCAUUUGCUAGUCUUUAUUCAUAUCACCCAUAGAAUCAUCAAACAAACAUUGAUCGCAUGGAAUUUUUUGACUUUCUUAAUAUUAGUGCAGUUCUGGAUCAUAUGUCGAUACUUGAAAUCAUGUAUAUUCAUAAAAGAUAUCAGUGGAUCACAUCAUUAAUUUGCAUAAUAAUGAGCUCGCUUUUUUUACAUCAUACCUUUAGUAUAAUUGCAUGUAAUAUAACAUCAUAAUGUAUUGGAGUAAAAUGACGAAGGUGAAAACGUGCAUAACAUUUGCAGGGCAAAUCAGAUGAGAGGUUUGGCUUAAAGGUCUUCAAAUAUUGUUGUACCUCUAGUCACAUACAUGUAUUUUCUAUCAAAAAGUAAUUAUGAAUUUUUCCAUAUUUUGGAUUGUUAUACAUUGUAAGAUUUUCACUAAUAGUUUGUAAUUAGAAUUAUAUUUUGCUUCAUAUUCUUAUUUAUCAUAGCUAAUGGUAAACGUAAUGAAAUUUUGUAUCACUUUACCAUAUCAUAUAUACAAUGUAUCUGUUUUCAUCAUAAUAUGACUGCGGUGGCCUCCAGUCACAAAAUUAUAGAAUGAGAUUAAGUUUGCAUAUCGAAUCAAU